This is a messenger RNA of Oppia nitens, 840 nucleotides long. Its product is annotated as plasma kallikrein-like. The coding region runs from base 118 to 840 and encodes 240 amino acids. The record is from RefSeq and is a predicted model, not a curated record. Gene Ontology annotation, molecular function: serine-type endopeptidase activity. Gene Ontology annotation, biological process: proteolysis. Lineage: Eukaryota; Metazoa; Arthropoda; Arachnida; Sarcoptiformes; Oppiidae. The transcript is spliced from 5 exons.
UUGAUAACAAUAUUUAUAAUCGGUGUUUGCAAUGUUGUUGUGUUUGGCCUACAAAUCGGUGAUUAUCCGGACAUUACUAAUACUACUGACUGUGGUAUCGGUCGUGAGUCGCAACUGAUGACCGACCGGUGCUUUGAAUGGCACAGUAGUCGUGAUUUAAUGAACACUUCCUCCUCCUUGUCCUCAAUAGUCAACGGAAGGGACGCAAAGAGGGCUGAAUUGCCAUAUAUUGUAUACAUCGAGGAGUGGAAAGACAACAAACUCAGUGCUMGAUGUACGGGAACUGUACUCAACCAGCACUGGAUACUGACUGCUGCCCACUGUUUUGAUGAGAGAKCCGACUCUACAUAUAAUAUAUAUGCGGGACUUACAGAUAUUAGAUAUCCGGGCAUUGAAUAUGGUAUCAAUAAAAUCAUUGAACACGAAAACUAUUGGCAAUCAGAGGAAGACGACAUAGCAUUGAUUAAUGUGAAAAUACCGAUGAAUUUCAGUGCAAACAAUGGUUACUAUUAUCGGCAGAUAAACGGUAUUUGUUUGCCGACUAUCGAUCACAACAACACUGACUACGAGUACGCCGUAAUCGCCGGUUUUGGUCGGACUGCCGGACAUGAAUGGAGAGAUCAGUUACAAAUGGGUUGGGUUCGCAUCGAUCCUAUUGAUCCAAACGAUCCAAAUGUUUUAUAUGCCGUCACAUAUCCGGAACCGCCUAACGGUUCUCAAGUUUGCAAUGGUGAUUCCGGUGGUCCACUAAUUCAGUAUACAAACGGUAGGGCUGUCCUAAUAGGUGUAACCGUUAGAACUAUACUACAAUUUGGAUUAUGUGUACGGGAACUGUACUAA